AUGAUUUUCUCCACCGCUGCAGUGUUGGGUGCCACUCUGGGCACGGCGUCGGGGAUCCUUACCUUGUGCGGCCUCUCGCUGCUCUGUAAGUCCUGUAAGAAGGGCAAGCUGGAGCAAGGGGACAGCGCUGACCCGGAGAAAGCCAAGCCGAGCGUCCUGCAUUCUCCACAGAAGUUUAGUGUGCUGAAAUCUACGGAGUCCAUCCAGCCUCGCUCGCUCCUGAAAUUCCCCAUCUUCUACAAACCCAAGCCCUGUGUGACGUCAUCAGAGGUGGUGAACUACACGGAGCACAACACAGAGGCUGUGGACGCGCCUGCCACAGAGAAACCGAACGCUGAACACGACAGCUGUAACCAAGCAACGGAGGGGUCACAGGAUGUCUUUGUCAUACCCAGGCAAGAUUCUACGGAGGAGAAGCCCUGUGGUACAGAGGCGACCCACACGAUGCCAAACAGCAGCUCUGUCCUUCAGCCCAAACUGCAUUUCUCCCUUACAUUCAACGCCCAGAGCAAGGAACUGCGAAUUACCGUUAUACAAGCGGAGCAGGUGCUGGUUGAUGCUGGCUGCGAGGGGUACGUGUUGGGGACGUUAAAAAUGGAGGCGGAGCAGAGACAGGCUCAGACGUCGGUGAAGCGUCUGACGGGCCGCGUGCAGUGGGGGGAGGACCUGGCGUUCUCUCUGCCGCGCGGCUACAAGGUGGAGGGCGAGGUGUCCCUCACGCUCCUCAGCUGCGACCGCUUCUCCCGCAACACCAACCUGGGCACCAUGAGGUUCAAACUGGCCGACGUGGGAAUGAUGUCAGGCGCUGAAUGCUGGGUCGACCUGCAGCCUCCCAAACAGCAGGAUGUGACAUCAGCCGGGGAGCUCCUCCUGUCGGUGAGUUUCCUGCCGGCUGCGAACCGCCUGGGCGUGGUUGUCAUGAAGGCCAGAGGACUACGGUCUGAGAAACUGAAGGAGACAAUAGACCUGUCUGUGAAGCUGACUCUGAAACACCAGGCCGCCAAGCUAAAGAAGAAGCAGACCCGGCGUGUGAAGCAUAAGAUGAACCCCGUGUGGAACGAGAUGCUGAUGCUGGAGCUGCCCAGAGAGCUGCUGGCCAAAUCCAGCCUGGAGCUGGAGGUUCUGAACCAGGCCGGGCCGGGCCAGCUCCACACCUUGGGCCGCUGCCAGCUGGGCGUUCAGGCCUCUGGUACCGGCCUGCAGCACUGGCAGCAGAUGCUGGACAACCCACGGAAGCAGAUCGCCAUGUGGCACCCCCUCUACUCCUAAGACCUUCACCCAUUGGCUCUACAUGCGGAAACGCCACAUCGCCACUCACCACUAGAGGCCGCCACCUAUCUACACUGCUCCAAAGAGCACCAUCACCUUUAAUCUAUGUCUGACUAUACAACCACUCUGCUACACCUUACUACACUCAGCUCCACCUGU
Molecule: messenger RNA, 1428 nt
Organism: Chanos chanos (milkfish)
Lineage: Eukaryota; Metazoa; Chordata; Actinopteri; Gonorynchiformes; Chanidae
Gene: syt13
Product: synaptotagmin XIII
Exons: 6
Coding region: 1-1269 (422 amino acids)
Biological process (GO): synaptic vesicle endocytosis; calcium ion-regulated exocytosis of neurotransmitter
Cellular component (GO): plasma membrane; axon; exocytic vesicle
Molecular function (GO): phosphatidylserine binding; calcium-dependent phospholipid binding; clathrin binding
Source: RefSeq, a predicted model, not a curated record